Molecule: messenger RNA, 2317 nt
Organism: Pyricularia grisea
Lineage: Eukaryota; Fungi; Ascomycota; Sordariomycetes; Magnaporthales; Pyriculariaceae
Exons: 4
Coding region: 630-2117 (495 amino acids)
Biological process (GO): fungal-type cell wall biogenesis; carbohydrate catabolic process
Molecular function (GO): mannan endo-1,6-alpha-mannosidase activity
Source: RefSeq, a predicted model, not a curated record
CGACAUUUGCGACAACUCUUUACUUCUUUACAACUCACCUCCGCGCACGAGUAUCCCGUCCCGUCCCGUUUCGAUUCAAGACUCCGUACAAGCGCAGCAAAUGAUGCAAGGUCCCAACUGCCUACAGCUUAUUCCAAAAAUGAACUUUAGACAUACUUUCUUGGCACUUAAAAAGGAGAUGAGCGGGGCGCCGAGCCCUGCCAAGACUGAUUUACGGCCACACAGCCCCCGAUGCCCAGCCGUCUCGUUCGCUUGAAGUGUUCUUUUGCUGAUGAGCAAAAAUGCCAGACUGCCAAGCCGUAUGGCAUUGGCGCCGCUGCGUCCCCGCGUCAUUCCUUCUUGUGGCUUUCUUUGUGCCCCUGGAAUCCUGUUUUCCUUGUCCAUUUGUUCUGUAGUCGCUUCCUAAACUGUCUGUCUGCUCACUCUCUCGCAGGCGCUUAGAUUUUAUCACAACUCUUCUUUGUCCGACCGACUUCUAGAUAUUUUUUAUCUAGAGGCCCAUUUCAAUCGUUUGCUUGCUUUUAUUGAUCGAUCUAAUCUUAAGUUUCGAAAACGAAUCCCGACGCUGCGUUUGCCAGCUGUCAUCCGAUAAUCUCUCUCGCGUCAGAACAUCCAAAUCAACCUCCGUCAUGUUUGGCGACUCGUUCAAGUCGCGGACUGUUGCGGCAUUGCUGCUCGCUGCGACCAGCAUUCAAACGGUUGCAGGACAGGCCAACUACAAAAUUGACACAGCGGAAAACAUCAAGAAAGCCUCUGCCGAUUUGGCCGCCUCGGUCAUCAAGCGAUACGAAGAUGGUCAAAAAGUCCCUGGAGUCGAGCCCGGUAUCCUCCCCGGACCUCCUACCGAAAACAAGGGACCUUACUACUGGUGGCAGGCUGGUGCCAUGUGGGCUGCAUUUAUCGAUUACUGGCAUCUGACGGGCGACAGCCAAUAUAAUGACCUGGUGACCAAGAGCAUUAUCCGACAAUGCGGCGAGGACAAGGACUUUGAACCCUUUGCUCAUCGUGCAUCACUCGGAAACGAUGAUCAAGCCUUCUGGGGAAUGACGGUCCUUACGGCCAUCGAGAGGAACUUUCCCGACUCUUCCGACUCCAAAGACCCCGGCUGGCUGGCCCUAGCCCAAGCUGUCUUUACUAGACAGUCGAUGCCUGAGAGACACGACAAGAAGUGGUGUGGUGGAGGCAUGAGGUGGCAGGUUCCAGUCACUAACCUGGGCUAUGAUUAUAAGAACACUAUUGCGAACGGCGCAUACUUCAACAUGGGUGCCCGCCUCACCCGUUACACUGGCAACGACACUUACGCCGAGCGUGCAGAGGAGAUUUACGACUGGCUAAAGGAUACUGUCAAGUACAUUGACCCCGAGAACUGGAAGGUUUACGAUGGUGGUCACACGGGAGAGAAGCGGAAAGCCGAUGAACCGAUUCACAACUGCACCGAUGUCAACAAACAACAAUUCUCGUACAAUGUUGCCAUUCUUGCACAGGGAGCCGCAACCAUGUGGAACUAUACCAUGUCCAAGGAUGCCAACAGCCCCAAGGUCGCCAAGUGGAGGGAGGCUACUGAAAAGUUGGUAGAGAGCUGCCUCAACGACUUUUUCAGCAAGGGCGCAGCUUACGAGAUUGCUUGCGAGGAAGGCCGUACUUGCAGUGUCGAUAUGUUCACUUUCAAGGGCUUCAUCCAUCGCUGGCUCCCUGUCGUUACUCAAUUGGCCCCAUUUACCCGCGACACUCUGCUACCGGUUCUCCGCAAGUCGGCUGAAAAGGCCAUCUCCACUUGCAAGGGUGGCGCGACAGGCAAGGACUGUGGUUUCUACUGGGUUGAAGGCCUGUAUGUCGACCCUGCCACCCACUCGCCUCUUUCAACCAACGGCACACCUGAACAGCUCAACGCUAUGUCGGCCGUCAUGAGUCUCAUGCACGACGUUGCGGCCGUUCCGGGCCCUGUGACUGCUUCGGACGGUGGUGAGAGUCGAGGUGAUCCCACGGCCGGUCUAAAGCACACCCCCAUGACUCGAUACAAGGACAUCACGGGGGCCGAUCGUGCAGGUGCGGGUAUCUUGACCACAUUGGUUAUUGGUUCCGCUGUUGGAACUUUUGGCUGGAUGAACUGGGAUUAGUUGAUUUCCUUUAUCUGUUGCGUUUACAAGAAAGUUUCUAGACACAGAUUUGUUAAUAGUUGCGUGAGAACUAGAGUUUUUUGCACGACUAAAAUGAUUUAGUGCUAAUAUCAAUUCACAGGCUGAUUUGAGUGAAUUGGUUAUGGAAGUGAAGUUGCUUUGGGCUCCAUACAAGUAGUGAUUUCAAGGGACAUGCAAAC